Molecule: messenger RNA, 648 nt
Organism: Priapulus caudatus
Lineage: Eukaryota; Metazoa; Priapulida; Priapulimorpha; Priapulimorphida; Priapulidae
Product: 60S ribosomal protein L18a-like
Exons: 5
Coding region: 54-590 (178 amino acids)
Biological process (GO): translation
Cellular component (GO): ribosome; cytosolic large ribosomal subunit
Molecular function (GO): structural constituent of ribosome
Source: RefSeq, a predicted model, not a curated record
CUCGCGGUUACAGACACGUGACCUAAACCAUCCUCUUCGCUAAAACAGCAAUCAUGGGGAUGAAGGCUCGUGGUGAUAUGAGAGAGUAUUCGGUGGUUGGGCGGGAGAUGCCCACACCCAAAAAACGAGUGCCCCCGAUCUACAAGAUGAGGAUCUUUGCUCCUAAUCAUGUGGUCGCCAAGUCACGGUUCUGGUACUUUGGACAGCUUCUGCGUAAGAUGAAGAAGACCAGGGGUGAGAUCCUUCUGUGCAAGCAGGUGUUGGAAAAGAAGCCUUUGAAGAUUAAGAAUUUUGGCAUCUGGUUGCGAUACGAUUCGCGCAGUGGCACACACAACAUGUACCGGGAGUAUCGCGAUCUAACCUCCAGUGGUGCCGUCACACAGUGCUACCGUGACAUGGGUGCCCGGCAUCGUGCUCGCGCCCAUUCUAUUCAGAUCAUCAAGAUGGCUGAGGUAGCACCGGCCAAGUGCAGGAGGGCGAACAUCAAGCAGUUCCAUGAUAGCAAGAUCAGGUAUCCACUUCCCCACAGACUGCAGAAGCAACAACACAAGCCACGCUUCACUACCAGGCGCCCCCACACGGCAUUCUGAGGAAUUAUUGUUGUAUAAAAGUUAUGUGACGAAAAUAAAUACUGUGAGGAUGAGAGAA